GGCAGACGCGCUGCGUCCUGAGGGUGGCCGCAGCCCCGCCCCGCCGUGCCCCGUCCCGCCCCUGCCGGGCCCCGUCCUGUCCCGUCCCGCAGCGUCCCGCGGCGUCCCGUCCGCGGUCUCCUCGCACCCUCCCGGCACCUGAGGCGCUCGCCGGUGCUUCCAGCGCAGCCAUGGCUCAGCACUUCUCCCUGGCCGCCUGCGACGUGGUCGGCUUCGACCUGGACCACACUCUGUGUCGCUACAACCUGCCCGAGAGCGCGGUGCUCAUUUAUAAUAGCUUUGCUCAGUUCCUGGUCAAGGAGAAAGGGUAUGACAAAGAAUUACUAACUGUGACUCCAGAGGAUUGGGAUUUCUGUUGCAAGGGCUUGGCACUGGAUAUGGAAGAUGGGAACUUCAUUAAAUUGGCAGAUAAUGGCACCGUGCUCAGAGCAAGCCAUGGCACAAAGAUGAUGGCUCCAGAGGCGCUGGCAGAGGAGUAUGGUGGGAAGGAGUGGAAAUACUUCAUGUCUGACACGGGAAUGGCUUGCCGAUCAGGAAAAUAUUAUUUUUAUGAUAACUACUUCGACCUGCCAGGAGCUCUUCUAUGUGCCAGAGUCGUGGACUCUUUAACAAAGAACAAUGGUCAAAAAACAUUUGAUUUUUGGAAGGAUAUAGUUGCUGGUAUACAACACAAUUAUAAAAUGUCAGCUUUUAAGGAAAACUGUGGAAUAUAUUUUCCAGAAAUAAAGAGAGAUCCAGGCAGAUAUUUACACACUUGUCCUGAAUCUGUGAAAAAGUGGCUUCGACAGCUAAAGAAUGCUGGGAAAAUUCUGUUGUUAAUUACAAGUUCUCACAGUGAUUACUGUCGACUUCUCUGUGAAUAUAUUCUUGGGAAUGAUUUUACAGAUCUUUUUGCCAUUGUGAUUACAAAUGCAUUGAAGCCUGGUUUCUUCUCCCAUUUACCAAGUCAAAGACCUUUCUGGACGCUCGAGAAUGAUGAGGAGCAGGAGGCAUUGCCAUCUCUGGAUAAACCUGGCUGGUACUCCCAAGGGAACGCUGUCCACCUUUAUGAACUUCUGAAGAAAAUGACCGGCAAAAGUGAACCCAAGGUCGUUUACUUUGGUGACAGCAUGCAUUCAGACAUUUUCCCAGCCCGUCAUUAUAGUAACUGGGAGACAGUUCUCAUUCUGGAAGAGCUCAGAGGGGACAGAGACGGGAAGCCUGAAGAAUCAGAGCCUCUAGAGAAGAAAGGAAAAUAUGAGGGCCCAAAGGCAAAGCCUCUAAAUACAUUAUCUAAAAAAUGGGGCUCUUUUUUUAUUGAUUCAGUUUCAGGACUGGAAAACACAGAAGACUCAUUAUUUUAUACAUGGUCUUGUAAGAGAAUCAGUACUUACAGCACUAUUGCAAUUCCAAGUAUUGAAGCAAUAGCAGAAUUACCCCUGGAUUACAAAUUUUCAAGGUUCUCUUCAAGCAGUUCAAAAACAGCUGGCUACUAUCCAGACCCUCCAUCGAUCUUAUCAAAUAUUGAGACACUGACAGCCAAAUAAACUGUCUUUACUGAAAAAUGAAGUGAAGAACCAUAUAUGCAGCAAAUAUACUGUAAAAAUGUUAAUUUUUUAAAAAUACUGUAAAAUGCUUUCUAGGAACAAUUCCUAAUGAUAACUAACCAAGAAUUAGAUGCUUUUCCAUAAGUCUCCUUUCUGUAUAGAUCAUCUUGAUGCCCAACAACUCUCAUUAUAUUAAAAUCUCAGUGUCUUAGAAUGGAAAGGAAUCUUAUUAAUAUUUCCUAUACCAAUAAUUCUGAGAUUAUGAUUCACCUGGGCAUAUAUGUGUGUGUGUGUGUGUGUAUUUAUACACACACACACACGCACACUUGUACAUACACAUAUACAUACACAUAUUUACAAAUAUGCCUAGACCAAUGGUUCUCAAAGUGUUGUCCCCAAACCACUAACAUAGCAUCACCUGAGAAUUUGAUAGAAAUACAGAUUUGCAGGCCCCACCCCAGACCUGCAGAAUCAAAUUCUGGGAAUGUAUCCCAGCAACCUGUGUUUAAUAUUAAUGUGAUUCAUAUACUGAAGUUCAAAAAUCACUAGCUAGACCAUAACCUCCAGAUUGGUUUCGUUGGUCUGGGAAUAGAGAUGAGCACUGAUGUCUUUUACUUGCCCCAGGAAAAGGUAGCCAGAAUUGGGAACAACUGAACUAUAUCUGUUUCUUCCAUCUAUAGCUAAGAACACUGAGUCCAGUGAGAAUAAAUGAUUUUUCCAAGCUAUCAGGUUUCAUGCUGUUCUUAUGUUUUCCAAAACAAGGAGGUAAAGCAGAUUUCUUCUGAGACCACACAGCUAGUAUGGGACAGAAAUGAGAUAAGAAGCCAACUAAUUCAACCUCCAGUGUUACUCAUAAAGUUUUUUUUCCCCCUAAUGUUAAAACCUAUAGAAUUUUCAUUCACUUUAAGACAUAUAUUCUCAAAGAGACAAAAACUGGUUCUUGGGAUGAAAAAAAAAUUAGAUAAUGCAAUGUAUAGUGGCCCUCCAAAGCUGAACCCUAGCCAAUAAAAUUUUAUUCUUUGGUAUUAAUUUCUCUCAUGAGGGAGAAAUAUAAAGUUAAAUUUAUUAAUUAAAUUUAAUUUGGUUAAUUCUCAGGGUGGAGUGUGGUAAUGAAAAAAAAGGUUGAGAAAAACACUUUAAGAGGUUUUAUAGUUAUACUGCAAUUUAGGAUUACUGUGUUCUAUGUGCUUUGUAUAGUCCUAUUAUAGUAGUUACUUGGGGCAAAGUAUUUGGAGCCAGAUGUUUACAAUAAAUUCCUGGCUACUCUUUAUGCUGUAAUUUCAUUCUGUCUAUCAUGGACAGUAUCAGAAAACACACUGGUCACUAUCAUUAUUUUACCUAUAUUGUAGCAAAGAACUUAGCAUAUUGAUGCAUGCAAUGAAAAGAAAUAAUUUCGUUAAAUUUUUAAGUGCUCAAAUAAUCCCAAAUGUAUUGUGGGAAUGAGUAUCUCAGGGUAGAUAAACAGUUACUGAAAUUUUUUCCUCAAUGUCAGUAGCUCUGUUUGAUAUCAACUAAUAAGUAUAUGGUAAUGUAUUUGAAAUUGGCUUCCAAAAUCUUAUUGGAGGACAAUAAUAAACACACACAAUCAGCUUAGGGCUAAAUGAGAGCUGUCUCAUGUAUACAAAUAGAUAUUUAAUUUCUUUAAAAAUAAAGCUAUUUUUCCUUACGUGGA
Messenger RNA from Acinonyx jubatus (cheetah), 3198 nucleotides. It is a transcript of the gene NT5DC1, whose product is annotated as 5'-nucleotidase domain containing 1. Gene Ontology annotation, molecular function: 5'-nucleotidase activity. The transcript is spliced from 12 exons. The record is from RefSeq and is a predicted model, not a curated record. The coding region runs from base 171 to 1526 and encodes 451 amino acids. NCBI's taxonomy places the organism in Eukaryota, Metazoa, Chordata, Mammalia, Carnivora, Felidae.